CGGUGGGUCGUUUUCUGGUGUGGUGCAUCAUACUAGUGGGGGCUCCAGAGAGUAGAUUGGACCGGCGUUUUCUUUUUUGUUGGUACCGUGUACCCCGUUUUUAGGGGACUGCUGGUGGUUGGCCAGCAUCUUGCUAACUGAACUUCUUUUUGGAAACAAAAAACUCUGGAAGUGCUUCCGGUGGAGCUACCUGGUGGUUGGUAUUCAACAAGUGAACAAGAAAGAGACUCACAAAAAGGUUUAAAUCAAUGCAAUGGUGUUACCAAAAAAUCUCCCAAAACACUAGCGCCGUCUCUAAGUUAAACUAGAUAUUCUCAUCACUCUAUCAUCGGCAAGAGAGUUAUACAAAGUGACAGUUUCCAAACGAUUGACUAAAAGUUGUUGAAAAGUGAAAGUGUCUGAGAGUCAGUUCGGGAAAAGGAUUCACUCUUCUUGCUCUGUUUGGUGGCCUGGCAGUGCGAAUUUGUGAUCCGGUCCAAUUCCUACGUCAACAUGCGAGGACUUUGGGUCCUUUGUUUCAACGUUCUGGUGCUGAGCUUCCGAGUGACGGCAUGGCAAGCAGUUCGGAAUCCGUUCGAGUUUAUCAAACCCCCGGAAAAGGUCCAUCCAGUGACAGAUUGCAUGCAUGUGACAUCUGAGGAGGGGGAGUUCAUCUUCAAGAAGCUGCCUCCGAUUGUGGCUUCGCCAAAGCAUGGCCGGUUGAUCGACAUCAUGAACUCGGCACCGGUGAUGGACGUUUGUGGUUUGUAUUUCGUUACGGAUCCGGAUAAGCUGGUCGAGGUGACAGUUAAACACCUUGACGUCAAUUGUGAAACGGGUGGGCUGAUGUCCUUCGUCGAUGGAUGGGAACUGAAUGGGAUGUAUUUUCCCACGGAACAUGACCACCCCAAGAGUAUGGACCAUCGGAUCGAGGAGUUCUGCAACGAUCCCAAGAUGUGGCCCUUCCAUCCGGUGCGGAAAGCUUUCCGGUCCAGUCAGAAUGCGGCACUGAUUCAGUACCGGAUACCGAUCAGCGGAUCGUUCAUUGUUUCGGUGCGGUAUUUGCAUAAUCCGGAUCCAUGCAAUGUGAUGGCCGAAGGAGUUGCGCCGUUUUAUACAUUGAAGAAUCACGGCAAACAUCGGAAUUGUUCGCUGACGGCAGUGUUUCCGGCGGUUCUUUCCGUGGUCGGUGUGGACGUUGGCGGUCGGAAGGAUGGUGUUAAUUAUGAUUGCGAUCGACCGGAUUCCUACGACCGGCUGGACAUCGGCGGCUCGGCCGGCCUGGACACUAGCGACAUGGACCGUUCCAGCUCGGUUUGCGGCAAAAGUUUGGAGCUCGGGCCGGAGCAAGCCAUCUUCUGCGGAACCACCUCGGCCCGGCUAAUCUCGAGCGGCCGUUUCGCCAACCAGGCCAUGAUUUCAGUUCGGGUAGCGGACGAAAACGACAUCCCCCUGGCCACGGUCCUAUGCGAUAUGCGAAGGAAAAAGAAAAAAUAAACACCAGACGAUCGGAUUUUACUACUGUAUUUCACCACACCAUUACAUAAGUAAACCUACACACACACACAAAGAACGUUCCACAUCAGUCCUUGUUGGGAAGAAAAAAAAUAUUUAAAGUGAAAAAAUACAUACGAUUGAGUUAGAAACAAGGGAAACGUUAAAACGCUGUAAAAAUUUUGAUCUCCUAGAGUAAGUGUGAUAAGCGGUCAUCAAACUGUCCUGAUUGUGUAAUCAACAACAACAACAACUUAUCCGAGAUGUGAUCUGUCUUGAAACGAAGAUUGUAUUAUGCUAGAAAAAUUCCUAGUUGUUGUUCAGAAAGGGAAAAGAGCUAUGAGAUAUAAAUUGCUAUUAAAAAAUACGAGCCGAUAUUUAUUUUGCAAAAUUUUAAUAAACACACAUAAAUCAAACAUUCAAGCCAAACCAAAUAGAUUCAACCAAAGAUAGACACAAAGAAGAAAAAACUACCAAAAAAAAGAGACAUGUAUAAAAUGAGCAACAGUAAACCAUGGAAAUAUGAACUUUAGUGUUAACUUUGACA
Molecule: messenger RNA, 2020 nt
Organism: Uranotaenia lowii
Lineage: Eukaryota; Metazoa; Arthropoda; Insecta; Diptera; Culicidae
Product: corticotropin-releasing factor-binding protein
Exons: 6
Coding region: 493-1476 (327 amino acids)
Biological process (GO): hormone-mediated signaling pathway; negative regulation of corticotropin-releasing hormone receptor activity; negative regulation of corticotropin secretion
Molecular function (GO): corticotropin-releasing hormone binding
Source: RefSeq, a predicted model, not a curated record